AUGAGGAUGAGGAAUCACACUGCAGUAACUGAGUUUCUUCUGAUGGGGAUCCCCAAUACUGGUGGGCUGGAAACUGUGCUCCUCCUACUCUUUCUGGCCUUCUACCUGCUCACUCUCCCGGGAAACCUGCUCAUUCUCCUAGCGAUCCUCACCUCUUCCACCCUCCACACACCCAUGUAUUUUUUCCUGGGCAAUCUGUCAGUGCUUGACAUAUUUUUCCCUUCGGUGAGUUCCCCCAAGAUGAUGCUGUACUUGACGGGGCAGAGCCACACCAUCUCUUACCACGGCUGUGCCUCGCAGCUCUUCUUCUACCACUUCCUGGGCUGCGCUGAGUGCUUCCUGUACACGGUGAUGGCCUAUGACCGCUUUGCGGCCAUCUGUCACCCUCUGAGGUACACAGUCGUCAUGAGCUACUGGGUGUGUGUCUCCAUGACCGUGGGCACCUGGAUGGGGAGCUGUCUGCAUGCAUCUGUUCUCACCUUCCUUAUCUUUAAGUUGCCUUACUGUGGCCCCAACAAAGUGGACAAUUUCUUCUGUGACAUUCCUGUGGUGCUGCCCUUGGCCUGUGCAGAUACUUCUCUAGCAAGGACAGUGAGUUUUACCAAUGUAGGUGUGGUGGCACUUGUGUGUUUUCUCCUAAUUCUCACUUCUUACACUCGCAUUGUUGUCUCCAUAUUGAAAAUCCGUUCCCCAGAAGGAAGGCGCAGAGCCUUCUCCACCUGCAGUGCCCACCUCACAUCCAUCCUGCUCUUUUAUGGCCCUGUGGUUCUCAUUUAUCUGCGACCUGCUUCCAGCCCUUGGCUUGAUUCAGUGGUUCAAGUGUUGAAUAAUAUUGUUACUCCAUCCUUGAAUCCUCUGAUAUACUCCUUGAGAAACAAGGAGGUAAAAUUGGCUCUGAGAAAGGCGCUGACUCCAGGUUCACAUACUUGUGGGGAUUAA
Molecule: messenger RNA, 939 nt
Organism: Jaculus jaculus (lesser Egyptian jerboa)
Lineage: Eukaryota; Metazoa; Chordata; Mammalia; Rodentia; Dipodidae
Product: putative olfactory receptor 10D4
Exons: 1
Coding region: 1-939 (312 amino acids)
Biological process (GO): G protein-coupled receptor signaling pathway
Cellular component (GO): membrane
Molecular function (GO): olfactory receptor activity; G protein-coupled receptor activity
Source: RefSeq, a predicted model, not a curated record